Messenger RNA from Populus trichocarpa (black cottonwood), 2118 nucleotides. RefSeq lists its product as uncharacterized. The record is from RefSeq and is a predicted model, not a curated record. Bases 223 to 1869 code for a protein of 548 amino acids. The transcript is spliced from 8 exons. Lineage: Eukaryota; Viridiplantae; Streptophyta; Magnoliopsida; Malpighiales; Salicaceae.
AAAAGGUCUCUCUUGCUCUUCCUCCCCGCACACAGAAACCAACUGCAACUAGCAAGCAAGCAAACAUGGGCGGCGGCGGCGGCGAAGAUAUGCCUCUCGGUUUCACCCCCGGUAUCCCGUUUCUCUUUCUGUCUAUUACUUUUUCGGCUCUGUGUUUUGGAGUGAAUGAGAGAAUUGUAAACGGUGGUAAGUGGUGAUUGAUAUACACCUUUUAAUUUGCUUAUGCAGCGGAAGAAUCCUCGGUGGAACAAAAUUCUUUGCAAUCAUCAUCAUCUCCUCCCGGGUCCUUCUCUUUUCAAAGGUAAAUUGUUAAAUCUGAGUCUGUUUGUGCAUAGAUUUCAAGAGAAAAAUGAGGGUGGAACCAUGGAUGGAGAGUGUGGGUCGGUGUAUGAAGGAUCUAGAAUUCCUUCAAGUUUUUUGGAACUUCAAGCCAACCAAAAGAAGGCGAGUACUGCUUACAGGGAAGUCUUGCAGAGUUAUGAUCAGUUGAAGGAUAGAAGCAAGAGCUUGGAGGAAGGAAAGAGCAAAAUCUUGAGUUAUACUCCUGGAGGAUGGAUGGAGAAUGUGAUUGGCAUGAAAUUGAGUGACUUUGAUGUGCCAAACACAACAGUCCUCCUCGUAAUCGGUCCAAAGGGAUCUGGGAAAAGCAGCCUUAUAAAUAGAAUUUCUAAGGUGUUUGAAGAUGACAAGUUUGCAUCUGAAAGAGCUCAAGUAUCAUAUAACUCAUCUGCUGCAGAUGGAACCUACUUCCUUCAGGAAUAUAUGAUCCCAAGAAGUUCAUCUUCUUUCUGUCUUUAUGAUACCCGUGGUUUGUCCUAUGACUCAUAUGAUAGCGCUAACAUGCUCAAGAAUUGGAUCACAAAAGGUGUUCAUCAUCGGGAGCUCAUUAUUAGGCCAUCAGAUAAUUCACAUUUGAGGAACCAAAUGAAGUGCAAAGCUCGUGGGAAUGGUUGUCAGUCCAAGGAAACCAGGAUGGUUACCUUUGUCAUAUUUGUUGUUGAUGGGCUUGCAGUUCUGAAAUCCAUGGAUAAUCUUGUAGACGAAGGGAAAAAGUAUACACAGAUGAUUGCUAAAACUUUUGACUGCCCAUAUAUAUCGUUUAAUGAUGAUAAACCUGUGGUUGUUGUUACGCAUGGUGAUUUACUUUCACUCAAUGAUCGUGCCCGAGUGCGUGUUCAUUUGGGGGAGCUGCUAGGUAUUCCCCCUGCGAAACAAAUUUUUGACAUUCCAGAAAGCCAUGAUCCAGUAACUGAAUUGACAAUAGUUAACAUGCUGCAUUAUUCCCUGGAGCAUGCUGAUAAAAAUCUUCCUCACAAACGCCAGAUAGCUAAAAAGGUUCGUAGUUUAAGCCUCUCCUUGUAUAUCUCUCUCUUCUUCAUUCUUGCAAUCGCCAUCAUAUCAAUCUACAUACCGCCCUUGCUUAUUCAACACCCCCCCAUACCAAAAGCUCAUGCUGAUCUCCCUCAAUCAGACGCUCUGGUAGAUCCCCCCUUGUCAGAAGCUCCUGUUAACGUGGAUCCCCGUAACUCAGAAGCUCUUUUAGAUCCCCCCAAAUCAAACGUUCAAGUGGAUCCCCCUAAAUCAGAAGCUCUUGCAGAAUCCCCCAGAUCAAAAGUUCAUGCCGAUCCCCCUAUGUCAGAAGUUCCUGUUAAUGUGGAUCCCCCUAAAUCAGAAGCUCGUCGUUUAGAUACCCCCAAAGCAGAAGCUCUUCGUUUAGAUACCCCCAAAUCAAAAGCUCGCGUGGAUCCCCCUAAAUCAAAAGCUCGCGUGGAUCCCCCUAAAUCAAAAGGUCUUGCCAAUUCCCAUCAAUCAGACGAUCAAAUUGUAGAUUGGCCUUCUGUCAGGCACUUGUGGUUAGACGAGAAUUAAAUGUUGGCUGCUGCUCUGCUUGUUUGAUGUGUAUUGGUCAUACUUUGGGGACGUCUUUGUACAUAUAUAAGUGGUUUUGCAGACUAAGAAAGAAGCAAGCCAGCUUCGAAUUGGAUAACUUGUGUCACAGUGAGUUUUUGUUGUAUUUGUGUAAAUUAUAUCAGAACUGAUGAUUAAGGGGUCGCAGCCCUAGCUCAUUGAAAUGUUGUUCUCAUAUUUCAGGAAGGCAUUUCUAAUUUUCAUUUUGCA